ACAAAGGAGCACCUUUGCACUUUGUGGGUUUUUUCUGCAGACCGUGUGCCUAGACGUGGCAAGGUGAGGGGUUUGUCUGUUGUGAGGCAUGGUUCUAGCCUGAUCCUGACUGUGUGACCUUAUUUCACAGGGGAUCAGCUGGGCACAAUGGCACAGAAGGGUCAACUCAGUGACGAUGAGAAGUUCCUCUUUGUGGACAAAAAUUUCAUCAACAGCCCAAUGGCCCAGGCUGACUGGGUGGCCAAGAAACUGGUCUGGGUCCCGUCAGAGAAGCAGGGCUUUGAGGCAGCCAGCAUCAAGGAGGAAAAGGGCGAUGAGGUGGUCGUGGAGCUGGUGGAGAAUGGCAAGAAGGUCACCGUGGCCAAAGAUGACAUCCAGAAGAUGAACCCUCCCAAGUUCUCCAAGGUGGAAGACAUGGCAGAGCUGACAUGUCUCAACGAGGCUUCAGUGCUGCACAACCUGCGGGAAAGGUACUUCUCAGGACUCAUCUAUACCUACUCCGGCCUCUUCUGCGUGGUUGUGAACCCCUAUAAGCAGCUGCCCAUCUACUCGGAAAAGAUUGUGGACAUGUACAAGGGCAAGAAGAGACACGAGAUGCCUCCCCACAUCUAUGCCAUCGCAGACACGGCCUACAGAAGUAUGCUGCAAGAUCGGGAGGACCAGUCCAUUCUCUGCACAGGCGAGUCUGGAGCAGGCAAGACAGAGAACACCAAGAAAGUCAUCCAGUACCUGGCUGUGGUGGCCUCGUCCCACAAAGGCAAGAAGGACACCAGCAUCACGCAAGGCCCAUCUCUUGCCUACGGAGAGCUGGAGAAGCAGCUUCUACAAGCAAACCCGAUCCUGGAGGCUUUUGGUAACGCCAAAACUGUCAAGAACGACAACUCCUCGCGAUUCGGCAAGUUCAUCCGAAUCAAUUUCGACGUCACCGGUUACAUUGUCGGAGCCAACAUUGAGACCUAUCUGCUGGAAAAGUCUCGAGCGAUUCGUCAGGCGAGGGAUGAGAGGACAUUCCACAUCUUUUACUAUCUGAUUGCUGGAGCCAAGGAUAAGAUGAAAAGUGACCUGCUUUUGGAGGGCUUCAGCAAUUACACGUUUCUCUCCAACGGCUUCGUGCCCAUCCCGGCUGCCCAGGACGACGAGAUGUUCCAGGAAACGCUGGAGGCCAUGUCUAUCAUGGGUUUCAGUGAAGAGGAGCAGCUUGCCAUAUUGAAGGUGGUGUCGUCCGUCCUGCAGCUUGGCAACAUCGUCUUCAAGAAAGAAAGAAACACAGACCAGGCCUCCAUGCCGGACAACACAGCUGCUCAGAAAGUCUGUCACCUCAUGGGAAUUAACGUGACGGAUUUCACCAGGGCCAUCCUGACUCCCCGUAUCAAAGUUGGACGGGAUGUAGUACAGAAAGCUCAGACAAAAGAACAG
Molecule: messenger RNA, 1416 nt
Organism: Castor canadensis (American beaver)
Lineage: Eukaryota; Metazoa; Chordata; Mammalia; Rodentia; Castoridae
Source: RefSeq, a predicted model, not a curated record